AAUUUCGAUUUUAAUGCGUAAACAUAACACCAGUAGGACCCACUUUUCUGCACCAAAACAAUUAUCAGCGACAUUGCUCAAAACGGAACACAAACAUAAAAACAAACGCAUUUCUCCUUCCACCUUCUUCCUUCCGUUUCUUCACUCAAUGCUCCUCAUCUAGGGUUUCUCUUUUUCCCCUUUCUUCAUCCUUCAACCAUUUUCUUCCACUUCCUGGGUUUCAAGUAUCAUGUAGAUUGUAUAAGAGUGUGAUUCUUUGGAUUCACUUUGGGAAUUGGAUUUUAUUGUAUCUUGAGUUAGGGUGCUGAUUUUUCUUAUAAUGGGUUCAUUAUCUGGCACUGGUGAAAUAGUUGAAGCUGAUAUAAGGAUUUGCCAGUCCGAUUCUCAGUUCAAAAUAUCUGAGAAAAAUAACAAGCCUUUGGUAGUGAAUUUGGGAUAUAAGGAUAAUAUAUAUGAUGAUAUUAACAAGCUGUUUGAAUCAAUUGCUCUUAAAUCUUCUUUGCCGACAGAUUUGAGUAUUUCACAAGAUGGUACUAUGAGUCAUAAGCUGAAAAAGACGUUAAAACAGCCUAUGACAGUGGGUGUUCCUCGGUCGCCACGAGUUGGGAGUUCUGAGAAUGUUAAUUUGAAGCAGGCGUUAAGAGAACUUUGUAUAUCUAAGGCAUCGGAAGUGGCUGCCAUGAAGAGGUUAUCAAAGUCGACAGCUUCUCCGAGAGUUUCGGAGGUUGGGAGGAUACAAACAUUGUACAGUUCAGUUGUAGAUGAAGCUGGUUAUUCUGGGCCUUAUGUUUCUGAGGGUAAAAUGCCAGAAAAAAGCAAGUCACCUUCCUUAAAUAAAAUAUCUCAAUCGAUCCAAGCCAUUAAUUCUGCUAGGGAAAUUGGUGUUACAGCUACUCAACUUGUUUCCGGGAGUUCAUCGAUUCAAAGUGAUUCAACAUGUUCGUCUAGUAAAGUUGGGUUUCAAUCACAGCGUGUUGUACCUGUUCAACCAGAAAAACAAACCUCAGCAUCUUCUCCGUCUACUUGUGUGUCAAAUACUGGACGGAAAAGUAGGUUGCAAACAACAUCUUCUUCGUCUACUUCUGUAGAGGGCAACACAGUUAAAAAACUGCCACACCGUGCCCCUCGCACAGUCAAAAUGGUCAUCAAGAACAAGAAUGUGAGCAAGAAGAAAGUGAAGGAGGGUUUAAAUUCUGCAUUAUGUGAUCCUGCGUCAAAUGAAGUUAGGAAGUCUGUUCCUGGCACAGAUGGGCUGGUUUGUGAAAAAUGUAGGUGUGCUUUGGAAAAUACUAGGGAAGAUGAAAGCAAAGAGAUUACGGCCUUGGAUUCUACUAGUCUUGGAACUGGAGUGAAAUCGAGUAAUGUGCACUCUGGUUUAAAUAAAACAGGUUUGGCAUCAACUAGUGGUAAAAUAAGCAAAGCAGUUGCGAAGGUGGAGAAGAUUCAGAAGAGCACCAAGUUGAAAGAGCAGUUUGAUUUUUCACAAAGCUCGAAGAGUAGCCAAGGUGAGUACAGUAGUAGUACUAGUACCAGUGACGAGAGCAACAUGAGUGGCUCAAGUUGCAGCACUAGGCCUCACAUGUCAAAGGAUGUUCGGUGGGAAGCCAUUCGACACGCUCAAAUGCAGCAAGGAGUCUUGAGCUUGAAGCAUUUCAAUCUUUUGAAAAAACUUGGUUGUGGAGACAUCGGGACUGUAUAUCUUGCUGAACUAAUUGGCACAAGUUGCUUGUUUGCUAUUAAGGUCAUGGACAUUGAAUUUUUGGCAAGAAGGAAGAAAAUGCCCAGGGCUCAAACUGAAAGAGAAAUAUUAAGGAUGCUUGACCAUCCAUUUCUUCCCACAUUGUAUGUGCAAUUCACAUCAGAUAAUCUCUCAUGUUUAGUCAUGGAGUAUUGUCCAGGUGGAGAUCUUCAUGUUCUACGGCAGAAGCAGCUUGGUAGAUGUUUUUCGGAACUAGCAGCAAGGUUUUAUGUCGCUGAAGUCCUCCUUGCUUUGGAGUACUUACACAUGCUUGGAGUUGUUUACCGUGAUCUGAAACCCGAAAACAUUCUUGUUCGAGAAGACGGUCACAUUAUGCUCACUGAUUUUGAUCUGUCGCUGAGGUGUGCUGUUAGCCCAACACUUCUGAAGUCGUCUUCUGAUGUUGACCCUGCAAAAGUUUCUGGUCUUAGUGCACAAUCAAGUUGCAUUGAACCAUUAUGCAUUGAACCGUCUUGUCAAGUUUCAUGCUUCAGCCCUAGAUUCCUACCUGCUGCUGCAAAAGCAAGGAAAUUAAAAGCUGAUGCUAUUGCCCAUGUCAGAUCACUGCCGCAACUUGUGGCUGAGCCCACUGAUGCAAGAUCAAACUCAUUUGUUGGUACACACGAAUACUUGGCGCCUGAGAUCAUCAAAGAAGAGGGACACGGAGCUGCAGUUGACUGGUGGACAUUUGGUGUCUUUCUUUAUGAGCUUUUAUAUGGUAGAACACCAUUUAAAGGUUAUAACAAUGAAGAAACAUUAGCAAAUGUGGUGUCUCAAAGUCUUAGCUUCCCUGAUGAUCCACUUGUCAAUUUUGAAGCUAAGGAUCUGAUUAGAGGGUUGUUAGUUAAAGAGCCUGAAAACCGUUUGGGUUCAGAGAGAGGGGCUGCUGAGAUUAAAAAACAUCCCUUCUUUGAGGGUCUUAACUGGGCCUUAAUUCGUUGCGCUAUCCCACCAGAACUUCCGGAGUUUUGUGAUUUUGGAGUUCUAGACACAGCAUCACAAGGCAAGGGUAGUAAGUAUUUAGAGUAUAAUGAAGGAGAGCACGUGGAGUUCGAAUUGUUUUAAAGACACUGCUUGCUCUUGAGAGUGACAUAUUUGGAGAUGUAACUUAUAUGCAAGCCUAUUAGCAAAUUAGUGUUGACUUUAUCACUUUCAAUGUAACAUGUAGAAACUAGGAAGUUAAGGUCUACAGCAACUUUUAAGUUAUUAAGAGCAAAUAUUGAGAAUAAAAAAAAUCUAUUUGCUCAUGUCCAGAGGACAGAACAAGAUGUUGGCCAUAUAGAUGAAUGAUGCAAAUGCUUACUCAAAUUUAA
Vicia villosa (hairy vetch) is the source of this 3051-nucleotide messenger RNA. Its product is annotated as serine/threonine-protein kinase KIPK1-like. Bases 320 to 2803 code for a protein of 827 amino acids. Gene Ontology annotation, biological process: protein phosphorylation. The transcript is spliced from 3 exons. The record is from RefSeq and is a predicted model, not a curated record. NCBI's taxonomy places the organism in Eukaryota, Viridiplantae, Streptophyta, Magnoliopsida, Fabales, Fabaceae. Gene Ontology annotation, cellular component: plasma membrane; cytoplasm; nucleus. Gene Ontology annotation, molecular function: ATP binding; protein serine/threonine kinase activity.